This is a messenger RNA of Gorilla gorilla gorilla (western lowland gorilla), 3762 nucleotides long. It is a transcript of the gene ARHGAP15, whose product is annotated as Rho GTPase activating protein 15. The transcript has 14 exons. NCBI's taxonomy places the organism in Eukaryota, Metazoa, Chordata, Mammalia, Primates, Hominidae. Gene Ontology annotation, biological process: signal transduction; regulation of GTPase activity. The coding region runs from base 123 to 1502 and encodes 459 amino acids. Gene Ontology annotation, cellular component: cytoplasm. The record is from RefSeq and is a predicted model, not a curated record.
GGCCCACUCUUACGACAUGUGACUUUACUGUUUUCCGUUUUUGUUGAAAGAGUCAUUAACAGUUAGGAGUUGAUGGCAGUUUCAAUAACAGGUCAUUGCCGAGAAAAGGAUAGCACUAUAAUAUGCAGAAAUCUACGAAUUCUGAUACUUCCUUGGAAACACUGAAUUCUACCCGCCAAGGCACAGGAGCUGUGCAAAUGAGAAUCAAAAAUGCCAACAGCCACCAUGACAGGCUCAGCCAAAGUAAAUCCAUGAUCCUCACCGAUGUCGGGAAGGUCACUGAACCUAUAUCCCGACAUAGAAGGAAUCAUUCACAGCAUAUCUUGAAAGAUGUCAUUCCUCCAUUGGAACAACUGAUGGUUGAAAAAGAAGGUUAUCUGCAAAAAGCUAAAAUUGCAGAUGGAGGAAAGAAACUAAGGAAAAACUGGUCUACUUCCUGGAUUGUUCUUUCUAGUCGAAAAAUUGAAUUUUACAAAGAAUCCAAGCAACAGGCUCUGUCCAAUAUGAAAACUGGGCACAAACCAGAAAGUGUGGAUUUGUGUGGAGCACACAUUGAAUGGGCCAAGGAAAAAUCGAGCAGAAAGAAUGUCUUUCAGAUCACAACAGUAUCAGGAAAUGAGUUCCUUCUACAGUCAGAUAUUGACUUCAUCAUAUUGGAUUGGUUCCACGCUAUCAAAAAUGCAAUUGACAGAUUGCCAAAGGAUUCAAGUUGUCCAUCAAGAAACCUGGAAUUAUUCAAAAUCCAAAGAUCCUCUAGCACUGAAUUGCUAAGUCACUACGACAGUGAUAUAAAAGAACAGAAACCAGAGCACAGAAAAUCUUUAAUGUUCAGACUGCAUCACAGUGCUUCCGAUACAAGCGACAAAAAUCGAGUUAAAAGCAGAUUAAAGAAGUUUAUUACCCGAAGACCUUCCCUGAAAACUCUGCAAGAAAAAGGACUUAUUAAAGAUCAAAUUUUUGGCUCUCAUCUGCACAAAGUGUGUGAACGUGAAAAUUCCACAGUUCCGUGGUUUGUAAAGCAAUGCAUUGAAGCUGUUGAGAAAAGAGGUCUAGAUGUUGAUGGAAUAUAUCGAGUUAGUGGCAAUCUGGCAACAAUACAGAAGUUAAGAUUUAUUGUCAACCAAGAAGAGAAGCUGAAUUUGGACGACAGCCAGUGGGAGGACAUCCACGUUGUCACCGGAGCACUGAAGAUGUUUUUCCGGGAGCUGCCUGAGCCGCUCUUCCCUUACAGUUUCUUUGAGCAGUUUGUGGAAGCGAUUAAAAAGCAAGACAACAACACAAGAAUUGAAGCUGUAAAAUCUCUUGUACAAAAACUCCCUCCGCCAAAUCGUGACACCAUGAAAGUCCUCUUUGGACAUCUAACUAAGAUCCAGACACACCAUGAAAGCGGUUUCAAGUUACAAGUAAAUACUGGAGUGCUUAUCUCAGUAACUUUAACUGGACAAAGUCAUAAAACAAAUGGAAAAGUAUACCCUUUAAUGCUAUGCAAUACCUUGUCUUAAAGUUCUUGAGAAAUAUCCAUUACUCUGUCCCAAUUAUUCCCUUUUUUUCAACUUAAGGAAUAGCUAUAAAAUAAAGAAACUAAGAGUCAGCUAAAUCCUCCUUCAAAUAAAAUAAAUAAAACACACAGAAGAGAAUCUAUCUAGUUAAAAACCUUCAAAGGAUGACGAUCGUCCAUGUCCAGGCCACAUAAUCCCAGUUUUAACAAUUAAUGCCUGAUCCUGUUUUUUACAUCCAAGUUAAUUUCCUAAUCUUGUCAGAACUUUCAUUUAGUUCAAUAGAGAUGGAAAUAGAUGUUUUAAAUUAAGAUUUAAGAUCAGAUUAUUAUAUCACUUCACAGUAUUCACAUUUUAAGAUUGAUUAUUAUACAUGGGAAGAAGUGUUGUUUGCUAGCCACCAACCUUUCUUGGGUGGUAUGACUAUAUUUCACCCUGUACCAAUUUAUAAACUGGGUUUAAUUGUGCACGAGUGUGUGCACACAAUUAUAUCUUGUUAAGCAUUUUUUUGCUAAGUUUUUGAUAAACAGCCAAUCGUGGCGUGUCAUCAAAGCCUGAGAAGACUAAAUAAGAAGAUUGUUUAACAGGAAUUUAAAUAUAUUCAUGUUUGAAAGAAUCAUUAGAAUGUUUUCCUUAGUCUUGAUGCAUUUGGUAGUUCUUCAGAAAAUCUAUCGUCAACCCUUGUAUGUAGUGUUUAUUCCAAAUUGUUGCAAAUAUAUAUAUUUUGAAGUUUGUUUAGUGAGGGUCAGGGAAUGUAAUGAAGUGCCAAAAAUUCCACUUGACCUACGUACUCUACAGUCAACAGAAAAGCACUCCAUUUUUGCAGAGCUCUGAGUUAAAUGCACUCCUCAAAGCAGAUCAGCUAUCAACUGGGAAAGCUUAAUGCAGCACAGUUGGACUAGAAGGUAAAUGCAAAUCCUAUCCACAAAAACCAGAAUUUUUAAAGGAUUGUGAUUAUAUUAAGCGUAAGGUUGCACAAUGGCUGCACAGGCUGACUAGUCUCAGAGUCCAGAGUCUUCAUUCUUAAUCAAACUCAAGGUCAAGUUCUAUGCAUCUGCUAUCAUAGCUUAAGACCAGGAAUUCGGAAUAAGCUAUCAUCUCAAGAUCCCGUCAGCCAGAAACCUUUAUUAAUAGCCAUUUUCACAAAUUGACAUUACAGUGAUAGGCCCUGGAAGGUCCUCUGGUACCUUCUGAAUCAUCAUAUAAAUGGCAAAACUGUCUCUAUAAAAUACAAGUGUCAAAUGCAUUUUCCUAUAGCCUGCUUCUUUGGAAAGGCAGAGAGGCAGAGUGAAGAUGAAGUUAAUGGGAAGGAGGACCUAGCAAGAUGGUUUACUUGCUGAUGGAUACUAGCUGGUGGUUGAGAGCCAGUAAAGGGGUUAAAUAAUAACUAGGGAAUCAUUAACCUUUUAUGAACCAGAAAAUUGCAUGAUGUGCUCAGUAUUAAUGUAAGAGUCAUCUGACAGCAGAGUAUAGGAUGAAAGAGGUAGAAAGAGGAGAGAACCCAGGAGGUCCCAGGGGAGUUGCAAUUGGAUUGGAGUGAUGGAUGUCAAAAGGAAAGUAAUGGCCAAAAUCUUGAGAUUUUUCAAAGGAAAAGUCCACACAGUUUUCAUUUGUCUCCCAUAUCCAGUCAGCCAUAGAGAUACAUCUGAGAUUUCAAUGAUAAGUACUUAUGAAAAUAGUCCCCCUGAUAGCAUUAUUUUUAAAAGCAAAAUGAGAUAUUGUUUAGAAGGGUGCUCUUUUCUCUGUUUUCCAAAAACAGACAUGGGAAAGAAGAUGAUGAGGUUGUAGCAAACUAAUGAAAUAGGAAGAAUCCGAUUUUGGCAGGUGUGUAUUAAUCAAGGCCUCUAUAUGCUGCUGGUUGGGAUGGACAGCCAACAUAUCGGAAAACCCGUAUAUGCAAUGUAUCUCGAGAAUGCAGACUUUUCAAAGUUUCAUACCUUUAAAACCAGUCACAUAGAGGUGAAAAGUUUAUGCAGAUAAGAUUGUCCAUGGUAGCACUGUUUGCAACAGUGAACAUUUGGAAACAAUGUAAGUGUUCAGUGACAGGGGAGGGUUAUGUAGAACGGGAUACAUCAUAUUGCCUUAGUAAAGUGUAGUUCAUGGUUUUUAUUUUCUUUCUGCUUCAACUUGGAGAAAUGCUGUGUUAAAUGUUAAAUAAAAUCAGAGAUACAGUCUUUUGCAUACUCAAAGAGAGCAUAAUUAUAAAUAUGGGGGAAAAAGUUGUGAAUGUAGAAAAGACUAUAAAAAUAUUUACUAAAAUGUUGAU